Messenger RNA from Aspergillus calidoustus, 1194 nucleotides. Lineage: Eukaryota; Fungi; Ascomycota; Eurotiomycetes; Eurotiales; Aspergillaceae. The record is from the annotation of a GenBank genome assembly.
AUGACGAUAGAAGAUCAGGAUAAGAGUCCCAAGCCGGGUUCAGUCACCAAGCAUGAUAUUGGAUGGAGGAGAGUGGUGCGUAACUUUACACCGUCAUGGUUUUCCAUAAACAUGGGCACUGGAAUAGUGUCCACGCUCCUUUAUGCGCUGCCCUAUAACGGUACAUGGCUGUACUGGAUCUCGGUAAUCAUCUUUGCUCUAAAUGUUUUACUCUUCAUUAUUGUCUGCGUCAUCUCAACCCUUCGCUACACGCUCUAUCCAGAGAUAUUCAGAGUCAUGAUCACGCAUCCAACACAGUCCAUGUUUAUUGGGACGCUGCCAAUGGGCUUUGCUACUAUUGUGAAUAUGCUCUGCUUCAUUUGCGUUCCUGCAUGGGGCGACUGGGCUCGAGAUUUUACCUGGGCGAUGUGGAUUAUCGAUGCAGUUAUUGCGGUGGUUACUGCACUGUCAUUACCAUUCAUGCUCAUGUCCAGAAGGGAUGAAACUCAGCUCUCGUCAAUGACGGCGGUCUGGCUUCUCCCAAUUGUGGGCACAGUGGUCACAGCUUCAUCGGGAGCAUUAGUCGCUGAGAUCUUGCCAAAUCCGCAACAUGCUCUCUGGACUAUAAUAGUGAGCUACGUGCUUUGGGGAAUCGGCUUGCCUCUAGCAUUGAUGGUCAUGGUGAUAUACCUCCAGCGGUUGACGCUGCAUAAGAUCCCGCCCAAGGCGAUGAUUGUCAGCGUCUUUCUUCCACUGGGACCGUUGGGACAAGGGGGGUUCGGAGCAAUAAGACUCGGAAAAGCCGCGCAGACAAUCUUCACCAAAACACACACUCUCGAGGAAGUAUCUGGACCCGUGUUUUACUCAAUGGGCUUCCUGGUUGGGCUUAUUCUGUGGUCGUUUGGCCUCGUAUGGUUGUUCUUUGCCUCGGCGUCAAUUGCCCGCGCAAAGACGUUUCCAUUCAACAUCGGUUGGUGGGGGUUCUUAUUCCCCAUCGGUGCUUAUGCUUCGUGUACCUGUCAGAUUGGAGCAGAGCUUCCAUCUGCGUUCUUUCGCAUCUUAGGCACGAUCAUCACGCUUUGUGUAGUAGCUCUAUGGAUCGUCAUAAGUCUGGGGACUUUGAAGGGGGUGGUCGCUGGAACCAUAUUCUAUUCACCAUGCUUGGCGGAGCUGAGGGCGAAGGAGAUGGAACGGGGUGAGGUUAAGGCUGUGUAG